Messenger RNA from Nymphaea colorata (pocket water lily), 1828 nucleotides. RefSeq lists its product as uncharacterized. The transcript is spliced from 9 exons. Lineage: Eukaryota; Viridiplantae; Streptophyta; Magnoliopsida; Nymphaeales; Nymphaeaceae. The record is from RefSeq and is a predicted model, not a curated record. The coding region runs from base 285 to 1430 and encodes 381 amino acids.
UCAAAUAUCACAGCCAUCGAUGCUUAAAAUUUUUAACCAUAAAGAAGUGGAGGGGUCACGACCCAGGAUUACCAGCCGUCGGCUCGCCUCGCUCGGGAAUUGCCUUUUUUCUUUAUUUUAGUAGAUAACAUGGGUGAAAAAUUGCGGGAUUUGGAGUCUCUCCUCCGCCUGUCUCAUUCUCUUGUGUUUCUUUUCUUAGAGUCAAGAACAUUGGUUUCUGCCGAAUCUCAGAUUACUUGAACGCCAUUGUCGUGAUUUGAGGAGCUCAAUAGAGAGGUUCUUCAAUGGCGUUUCACUUCUGCAAGCUCGUUUUGGCACUACCAUUUCUCUCUCUCGUCUUCCUCACUCCUUAUCUUGAUGUUCGGAACCUCACCCAUCUGAACUUGGUGGGGUUCCUGACCUUUGUAUCGGCUGAUAGAGAAGAGGAGGGUCUUCUGAGAAGUAACUCGUCUCAUCCGAGGAUUUCGAGACUGAAGAUGGGAAGGUGGAUGGUUAUGAAGGAAGAAUUUACUUUCUUGGCCAAUAAGGCUCCCUUCAACAGCUGCCACGCUUCUACCAUCGUCGAGGUAGGAAGAGAUCAUUUUCUGGUUGCAUACUUUGGAGGUAGUGGAGAAGGGCAGCCGGACGUGAAGAUAUGGUUGCAGAGAUAUAAGGAUGAAGUUUGGAGCUUUCCUGAAGCAGUAGAUGAAGAACCAGACGUCCCAAUGUGGAAUCCAGUUCUUUUCAUGCUUCCUUCUAAGGAGGUGCUUCUGUUCUAUAAGAUUGGUCAGGAGGUCCAGAAAUGGAGCGGGUUCCUGAAGCGGUCAUCUGAUAAUGGCCUUACCUGGUCUGACAGAGAACAGCUUCCACCGGGUAUUCUGGGACCAAUCAAGAAUAAGCCUAUCUUGUUGGAGAAUGGCCAUUUGCUUUGUGGAUCAUCUGUUGAAAGUUGGAACUCUUGGGGUGCAUGGAUGGAGAUCACGGCAGAUUCUGGUCAUUCAUGGAAAAAAUAUGGGCCAAUAUACAUCGAAGAUGAACCGUUAGGUGUGAUUCAGCCUUUUCCAUUUUGCACAGCAAAUGGAAGUAUACGUGUUCUAAUGAGGUCAUUUGAGACAAUAGGAAGAGUUUGCAUUUCCGACUCCCAUGAUGGGGGUGUUACCUGGACUCAUGCAAGAACUACUGAACUUGCCAACCCAAACUCAGGUAUAGAUGGGGUCAAAAUGAAAGAUGGACGUGUCGUGCUGGUUUAUAACACAGUUUCCAGAGGUGUGCUCAAAGUGGCAGUCUCAAAAGAUGAUGGUGAAUCCUGGUCUGAUGUCUUGACAUUGGAAGACAACUCAGAAAUGGAGUUUUCUUAUCCGGCAGUUAUACAGAGCGCAGAUGAACUUGUUCAUGUCACCUAUACCUACAACAGGACUCAGAUAAAGCAUGUUGUCCUUGGUCACAGAUGACUCCUUAGCAUCCUUAAGAAGCUUAAGAAAGAAGGGCUAUUGAAUCAUACCCUUGUACAAGUUCAUGUAAGGUAUCACAAGCUGGUUAAUAGAGAUCAGGAUCCACUGCAGCAGAUAUUGAUACAAGAUCAGACGCGUAAUCAGUUUUCAUGUACAUUGUUGUAUUGAGAUCCAUUAAAAAUUUAUCAUGAGUUCUUGACAACGUAUGUAUGUGCUUAGAACUUGUAUCCAGAUAAUUUUCCAAAUUUCUUGAAACUGAUUAUGUACUCAUGGCUCAUGUAUAUUUUAUUCUCGAGGGCAGAAAUAGUGCGCUUCUGUCAUAUUCUGCAGUAUAGAGGCGUCUUCUGCACACCUCCCCAAUGAAGCAAAAAAAUUGAAAUGAUUUGCCUGUGUCUUAA